Molecule: messenger RNA, 935 nt
Organism: Prorocentrum cordatum
Lineage: Eukaryota; Dinophyceae; Prorocentrales; Prorocentraceae
Source: the annotation of a GenBank genome assembly
GGCGAGGACCUGUACCAUCAACGCCGCGUCGUCGGGGUGCUGUCCCUGUCGGCGACUCAAGCGACUGGCCACGACGAGGUCGUGGGGGUCUCGCCCGACGGCGACCCCGAGCGCAUCGACCUCUCAGGUGGCUCGCGUGACAUCGAGGCUGCAGCGACGGCGCUGUGCGACGACGAGUACGUUGCCCGCGAGGUCGCCGCUGGACAGCCUGGUUUGCUGCCGCCUGGGGGCAGCCUGAUCGAGUCCGUCUGGCCGCCGCCUGUCCCAGGCGCCGCGGGAGGGGCCGCCGCUGAUGGGCACGCUGCCGACGCGAUGGCUGGAUCAGGAGCCCCACCUGGAGGCGGAACCGCAGUCGCUGGCGCAGGCAUGGCCGCCACCGCCCCGUUGGCGCUGGCCCCGCUGGGCGCCCUGGCCGUGCCGGCAGCGGGGCCUGCGGAACCCGCGGCCGCCCUAGCGGCGCCGCUGCCCGCUGGCGCCCUUGCCGCACCUGUGGCCGCUGGCCUGCCCGAGGGGCUUUGGGGCGCUGCCGCGGCACUGCCUGGCGCAGCGGCCGCACCGUUGGCGCUGCCCGCUCCAAUCAUCGCGCAGCCUGUGCCCGUGACCGUGGAGACCACUUCGAUCGGGCCGCAUGGUAGGAUCGUCGCUCCCAAUGGGCAUGAGAUGAUGACGGGUGGCAUCGGAGUGCACGUCCCCGCUGGCGGUGGAGCUGUUCUGGUACGUCAGAUUCGCUCCGACCAGAUAGACGAGCACAAGGGACUGGAGGCAGCGGGCGAGGCCCGCAUCCUCUCGGUGGUCUCGGUCAACGGACUUCGCGCUCGUCGCCCUUGGCGCGAGGUAGUGGCAGCUCUCACCGAGGUCCCCUUCCCCGACUGGGCCACCGAGGGCCCGCGAACAGCGCUCUGGUGUUGCCGUUGGAUUGAUAGGCGCGGCGGUAG